Molecule: messenger RNA, 1734 nt
Organism: Tauraco erythrolophus (red-crested turaco)
Lineage: Eukaryota; Metazoa; Chordata; Aves; Musophagiformes; Musophagidae
Gene: TMEM209
Product: transmembrane protein 209
Cellular component (GO): membrane
Source: RefSeq, a predicted model, not a curated record
AUGUUAACUGUUUCGCCAUUGGAUCAUUGUACCACUAAGAAGCAGAUAAUGCGAUUUGGGAUAAUGAUGUCAGAACAGACUUCAGGGACUUACCUCAUCAACAGGACCACUAAGAUGAGGAAGGAGACGGAAGCCCGGAAAGUGGUCUUGGCCUGGGGACUCCUUCACGUGUCUCUUGCUGGCAUGAUAUACGCUGAAAUGACUGGAAGACUGAUAAGCUCGUAUUACAACAUCACAUACUGGCCGCUCUGGUAUAUCGAAUUCGCACUUGCGUCCCUGUUCAGCCUGAAUGCCCUGUUUGAUUUCUGGCUGUACGUCAAGUACACAGUGGCACCAACGACCUUGGUCGUGAGUCCUCGCCAGCAGAGCCUGCUGGGCCUGCGGGAUGCAGCGAUACAAACAACUCCACCACGUGAGCUGGCAGCAAAGAAAGUCCCAUCUUCGACACCUUCUCCUCUGAACCAGGGUCAGAGUGUGCUGAGCUACAGCCCGUCACGCUCUCUCAGUGCCAGUCCAAACUUUACUACCAGUUGUAUCACAGGGUACAGCCCUCAGCUACAGGCUACGUCGAGCAACAGCAGUGCUAUGACCUAUUCACCAAGUAGCAGCUACAAUAAGUUCUCCAGCCUCAGCCCUUCUCCGUGUGGAUCACUGUACCCCAUGAGCAUUGGACCAGUGGAAACCAGUGGGCUCAGAUCUCGUUACCGCACAUCACCCAUUCGGUAUAAUUCUCCCCCUGGCAAAGACGACUACAUGACAGACCUCAAGGCACUGGAGGCCUUCCUUCAAGAUGAAGAGGAGAAACAGCGGAGAGUUCAACUUGGAAGUUCAGAUUCCAGCUCUCCUUCCAGCAGCCCAACUUUUUGGAACUACAGCCGUUCCAUGGUAGACUACACCCAGAUACUGAGAAAGUUCCAGUAUCAGCUGGCUUGCAGGUCCCAGGCUCCAUCAGCACACAAGGACGAAGCUGAUCUGAGCUCGAAACAGGCUGCAGAAGAGGUGUGGGCGCGGGUGACGAUGAACCGACAGCUCCUUGACCACUUGGAUUCCUGGACCGCCAAGUUCAGAAACUGGAUUAACGAGACUAUCCUAGUGCCACUGGUCCAAGAGAUCGAGUCUGUGAGCACCCAGCUGAGAAGAAUGGGAUGUCCAGAACUGCAGAUCGGAGAAGCCAGCAUCAGCAGUCUGAAGCAGACAGCGUUCGUUAAAGCUCCGCUCAUUCCAACCCUGAACACUAUCGUGCAGUAUCUGGAUCUUACACCCAACCAGGAGUAUUUGGUCGAACGGAUCAAAGAGCUUUCUCAGGGAGGGUGCAUGAGUUCCUUCCAGUGGAACGGAGGAGGGGAUUUCAAAGGCCGCAAGUGGGACACCGACUUGCCCACUGACUCCUCUAUCAUUAUGCACGUGUUCUGCACGUACCUCGACUCCAGGCUGCCGCCUCACCCCAGGUAUCCCGACGGCAAAACCUUCACUUCCCAACACUUCGUUCAGACACCGGAUAAACCAGACACUUCGAACGUAAAGAGAUUUUGCAUCUACCAAAGCAGCAUCAAUCCGCCCCACUACGAGCUGAUCUACCAGUGCCAAGACUACAACCUGCCCAAGGGAAGAAACAACAUGUUCCACACCUUGCUUAUGUUCCUGUAUAUCAUAAAGGCAAAAGAAUCCGGGAUGCUGGGGCGCGUCAACCUCGGCUUAUCGGGAGUGAACAUCUUGUGGAUUUUUGGAGAAUGA